AUGCUUUUUAGCGAUAUACCAGUUUACGCUCGUUUUCUCGUGGUUUUACUGUUUGUCGGCUUGACGCUACUAUUUUUCGCGUCUUUUCCUGCAAAAAACUUAGAAAAUCAAGACGAAUUGCAUCUUUCGAUAAUUCAUACAAAUGAUGUUCACUCACGAUUCGACCAAAUUAAUAGUAUGGCGACAGACUGUACUCCGGCACAAUAUGAAGCUAAAAAGUGCUAUGGUGGUACUGCAAGGCAUAAGAUUUUGAUUGAUAGGUUGAGAAGCCAGAGCAAGAAUUCGUUAUUGUUGGACGGUGGAGAUGAAUUUCAAGGAAGCCUUUUUUAUACGUUUUAUAAGGGAAAUAAGACUGCCGAAGUGAUGACUAUCGGUAAUCAUGAAUUCGACAAUGGACCAGAGCUAUUGAUUGAGCAUUACAAACGUCUCAAAAAACCAAUUGUUUGCGCGAAUAUUGAUACGACUAAAAAUCCAAAUCUCGGACAAUACAUAAAGCCUUAUCAUAUUUUCGAAGAAUAUAAUCUCGCCGUCAUUGGUUACAUUACAGAGGUGACGAAUAGUGGAAUUUCAAAUGCCGGACCAACGCUUUCAUUCAUUAAUCCCAUCCCAAUAGUGCAAAAAUAUGUUGAUGAGCUUCAUGCAAAAGGCAUCAAGCGUAUAUUUACGCUUUCGCAUAAUGGAUAUAACGAAGAUAAAAUACUCGCUGCACAAACUUAUGGAGUUUCGUUACAUAUUGGUGGCCAUAGUCAUACACUUUUGUCCAAUAAAACUAGUGAUGCAGGUAUUUCGAAGGGUCCUUACCCAACUACAGUAAAGAAUGCUAAAGGAGAAGAUACUUUGAUCGUACAGGCUUAUUGGAGUGGAAAAUACAUUGGCCAUUUGGAUAUUCUUAUUGACGCAGAGGGAAAGAUCUUGAAAUACCAAGGUGAACCGAUUCUCGUUAAUCAAUCGAUUCCUCAAGACCCUAAAAUCCAAAGUCUCGUCUCCAGCUGGCGUCAACCAUUCGAUACGUUCGUAAAGACUGUAAUCGGUGAAGCAAAAGAAGAAUUUGAUCAAUCGAAUUGUCAAACUAUCGAAUGUCAAAUGGGAAAUUUGGUCACUGAUGCGAUGCUAAAUUACAGAAACAAAAGUAAUAAUAAAGUUAGUGCAGCUUUUAUUAAUGCUGGAGGAAUAAGAACUGGGUUAUUAAAGGGUAACAUCACCAUUGAGAAUAUCUUAACGGUACUUCCAUUCGGCAGUCAGUUGGUUGAUAUCGACGUGACGGGAAAGAAUAUUACCGAUAUUUUGGAGAGUGUUGUUGGGAAAAAGACAAACAUUAUUUCUGGAAAACCAGUUACUAGCUUCAUUCAGUUAUCUGGAAUUCAGUUCACUUAUAAUUCAUCGAAAGAGGUUUUUAAGAGAGUUGUUGAGGUCAAGAUUCGGGAUCCAAUAACCAAAGAAUACACGUUGGUUGAUCCUAAGCAGAUCUAUACACUUUCUACGAUUGAUUUUGUGACUAAUACUGGCGAUGGAAUAUUGCCUUCUCCAAUCGAAGGAUCACUGACUUUCGAAGUAGUAGAUAAGGUCGUUCAAGAUUACAUCAAAGAACAAAAAGUCAUCACACCUUAUCUCGAUGGACGUAUCAAAGACGUUGCUGUAAGUGCUGGAUCUUUUACAAAGUUGUCUUUUGACGAGCCAUUGCAUUAUCGGUAUACCAGGGCAUUAAAUGAAAACGAAAAUCCUCAAGACAGAAAAAAAGAGAGUCCUCGACCACAUAAACAUCAUCAUGAAAAUAUUAAUCUUUUAAGUCCUCAACAAGUGCCUAAUGCAAUCGCAUAUACAAACAUGAGUCAAACAAAUUCAAAUCAAACAAAGCGAACUUCUGACGAUCUUGAAAAAGAUAAAGACGAGUUCGUUCCCUAUGUCCCUAUUAAACAACGCCGUGAGGCAAAAGUCAGGAAGUUGCAAAGAAUGCGACAUUUACCAGAACCACAAGUUGAAAGAGAAGAAAACGAGAAAGACGAAGAUUCUUUAGUAGCGGGACCAAAAGCCAAUAUUAGUUUAAUUGAUCAAGCGGUUGAGGUUAAAAAACAAAAAGCAUUGGAAGAUUCUAUGAAAACCGAUGCAGAGAAAAAACUCGAAGAAGAAAAAGCUAUUAUGGAAGCGGUAGCGCAACGAAAAUUGCUAGCUUCUGAUAGAGAAUUAGCAAAGAACAUUAUAUAUCAUGAUCCAAUAAAAACAACAUGGCAACCACCACGUCACAUUCGUGAAAGAACCCAACAAGAGUAUGACGAGAUCAGAAAAAAAUACACUAUUUUAGUAGAGGGCGAGGAUAUACCGGCACCAAUAAAACAUUUUCGUGAUAUGAAAUUUCCUCCACCAAUAUUGGAUUACCUAAAAUCGUGUGGUAUCAGACGACCAACACCGAUUCAAGUACAAGGCCUUCCCGUCGCAUUAUCUGGACGCGAUAUGAUCGGUAUUGCCUUUACAGGGUCAGGCAAGACUUUGGCUUUUUCGUUACCGCUGGUGAUGUUGGCUUUAGAAGCGGAAAUGAAAUUGCCAUUGGUUAGAGGCGAGGGACCGAUUGGUAUGAUAGUGUGUCCAUCGCGUGAACUUGCAAGACAAACAUUCGAAAGUAUAUGCAAAAUGAUUGAUUUUACAACACGCGGGGGAUUUCCCAAAGUAAAUCCACUAUUAUGCAUUGGUGGUAUUUCAAUGAGUGAUCAGUCACGAGUUUUUAGCAAUGGACUUCAUAUAGUGGUUGCUACUCCGGGACGAUUACAAGAUAUGCUGUCCAAAAAAAAAUUCAAUUUGGAAUUAUGCAAGUUCUUGUGUUUGGAUGAGGCGGAUCGUAUGAUUGAUAUGGGUUUUGAGGAUGAUGUUAGGAAUAUAAUGUCUUAUUUUACAAGCCAAAGACAAACUUUAUUAUACUCGGCUACCAUGCCAAAGAAAAUUCAAGAUUUCGCGAGAUCAGCAUUAGUACAACCAGUAAUUGUUAAUGUUGGCCGUGCCGGCGCAGCCAAUUUGGACGUUUUACAAGAAGUAGAAUAUGUCAAACAAGAAGCCAAAAUUGUAUAUCUUUUAGAAUGCUUGCAAAAAACUCCGCCUCCGGUAUUGAUUUUUGCUGAGAAUAAGAAUGAUGUGGACGAUAUUCACGAGUAUCUCCUUUUGAAAGGUGUUGAGGCUGUUGCUAUACAUGGAGGAAAAACUCAAGACGAGCGUGAAUUCGCAAUCCGAUCAUUUAAGGAAUACAAAAAGGACGUGUUGGUAGCUUCAGAUGUUGCUUCCAAGGGUCUUGACUUUCCAGACAUCAAACACGUCAUUAAUUACGAUAUGCCAAAAGAAAUAGAAAAUUACGUACACAGAAUUGGUCGUACAGGACGUUCCGGAAAAACAGGAGUGGCCACCACUUUUAUAAACAUGAAUUGUUCGGAACAGAUUCUAUUAGAUCUCAAGCAUCUCCUUCGUGAAGCAAAACAACGUGUACCUCCUGUUCUUGAAGCAAUGGAAGAUCCAACAGAUAAAUAUAAUCUUUCUGGUGGAUGCACAUUUUGUGGAGGUCUUGGACAUCGUAUCAGUGACUGUCCGAAAUUGGAUGCACAAAGACGGCAACAAGUUGGCAAUAUUGGACGAAGUGGUGGUGGUGAAAGAGGUGGCGGUGAAUACUAA
Molecule: messenger RNA, 3648 nt
Organism: Ambispora gerdemannii
Lineage: Eukaryota; Fungi; Glomeromycota; Glomeromycetes; Archaeosporales; Ambisporaceae
Source: the annotation of a GenBank genome assembly